Molecule: messenger RNA, 2993 nt
Organism: Oryzias latipes (Japanese medaka)
Lineage: Eukaryota; Metazoa; Chordata; Actinopteri; Beloniformes; Adrianichthyidae
Gene: snap47
Product: synaptosome associated protein 47
Biological process (GO): synaptic vesicle fusion to presynaptic active zone membrane; synaptic vesicle priming; exocytosis
Cellular component (GO): plasma membrane; SNARE complex
Molecular function (GO): syntaxin binding; SNAP receptor activity
Source: RefSeq, a predicted model, not a curated record
UUUCGAAUAGUUGAUGUCCUUAUCGAUGUAGUCUACGAAGUGUGAGGACCAGAACUGCUCAUAGGACUGCCGGGGGAUGCUGACCAGGCUGCUGCAGUAACGUUUAAUUUUGUACUAAAAUGAGUCGAGAUUUCCCCAUCCACAACUGGCCUGGCUCCUACUACAUCAACAGUGAGAAGAGGUGGGAGACCGGCACCCUGUCCCUCACCAGAACCACGGUGCGCUUCGUCUCCAGCCAGAACGGGGAGAAUCUGGCUAGUUUCCGUCUGUCCCGGAUCACGGAAAUCAAGAUGGAAUCUUCCAGCUUCAUCUUCAGCACCCUUACAGUGCUGGAGGAAGGCAACACCAAGCACUGGUUUGGUUCCCUACAGCCCAACAGGGUUGUAGUCUAUAACGUGUUGGUGCAUUUCUGGAGGGAGCGCCUGCUGUCGCCUGGCUCUGAGAGCCAAGGGGCUGAACCCCAUCCCACUAAAGGCAGAGAGCUCAUCAGUCUGAUGGCCGGGGCUCAAAGAAGACUGGAGGACACGGGUCAAGUCCUCAGCCAUCAGGGAGAGCAGUUUGACAGCAUGAUGCAGGGGCUGGAGAAGAUUGACUCGGACUUAGGAGUGGCUGAUAAACUCCUCUCACAACUCGAGGUGCCCUCGUGGUGGCCUUUCGGAAAGCUUCCCUGGAAGGCCGCACAGGAGGCCAAGGCUGAAGAUGCUGCAAGAGCAGCAGCUGUGGCGUCCUCAAGCGGGACGUCGACCAAGAACAAGGUGAUCGCGAGCAUCCCGGCAGUGGUGUCCAGAGGCGGAGAUUCGGACUUCAAACCUGGAUGUUUGCUGGUGCUGGUGUCCUCCAUGGAGGUACGGGACACCAACUGCCACCUCCUUCACCGAUAUGAACGGAACGAAGUUGAUGAAAUCAAGGUGUACAGUCCAUAUGAGAUUACUGUUCGACAACGGUUCAUCGGAAAACCAGAUAUAUGUCACCGGUUCCUUUCUGCUAAAAUGCCAGAAGCAAUGUCCGUGUUGGAGAUGCAGUACAAGAAAAAGGUUGAAUUCACAAAAGAAUACACAUCAUUCAAAGCAACUCCUCUGUCAUCUCCAUGCGAUAAAGAAGGGACAAGCUUGAAUGACGUUUUUCUGCAGAGGUGCCAAGAGACUGAGGUCCCAGUGGAGGUCCCAGCAGGAGAGCUGUCCCAAUUGCAGGUGCAUGUUCUCCAGCCAUCUGUGAGUCAGGCUGAGGCCCAAGAACUCAAGCAGAUGCUGCUGCAACUGAAGAACCUCGCGCUGGAAGCCGAGUCGGAGCUGGAGCGACAGGAUGAAGUCCUGGACGUUCUGACCAGCUCAACAGACCGAGCCGCCAUGCAGAUCGGGAAACACACGAGUCGUAUGAGGAGGCUGCUGUAGCCCCGGUGUUCAGAAAGGUUCGGUUCCAUCGUUGUCCAUGUAGGGGGAAGACGCCAGAAGGAGCUGCGACCAGUCAGGAUUUAGGAGUCCAGCUCCCAGGCCUUCCCUCUCAGCCUGUUUGAUCAGAGAUGGCGCUCCGGCGUCAUGUGUCCCGAAUCUUCUUUGGGCCGUUUAUCCUUCGGCUGUUGCACGUCUCCAUAUAACCUCUUGCAAUGUGAAAAAGUCCAAUAAAGCUGACAACUGUAAGUGUGCAAUACAUCACUAGGAGUUGUGAAAACAGAGCAGUAAACACUCCGUUAUAUUUAGAAAUACUACAAAGCUUGACUCGCUAAACUUUUAUCCUGUGUGUCUCCAUGUAAAUGCCUGACAAUCCUUUUAAAUCUUUCAUUUUAUUGUGUUUCUUUAUCACUGCAAGCUUGUUAUUUGUAGGAAUUAUCAACGGUUUGAGAAUAGGCAUGAUUAAGACUACAUUAGAGAACUGUUGCAUUAGAUUGAUACAUUUGUACCAUCAAACUAUACAUCACUAUGUGAAUAUUUCACCACAACAUCCUAGAUGUAAGUAAGAACUUUAAUCACCUGUAUCCAUUUGUGGAUUUUGACUGCUGUAUAAAUAAUUCUUGAUUAGAAAUGAGGUCAUUAACAUCAGAAAAUUGAACGUGCAAUCAAAUCUGAAAUAUUUAACAACUUUUUUUUUCUUUAACACAUUGUUAAACAAUGCUCAGAUUAACUAAUUUCCAUUACUUCACUCUCUAGAACUGCUUUGCUCAUUUCUGUUGGCCUCAACUAGACUUGCAGCAAAACAUAAACACUUAAUGGUGCCACUUAUCAAACAGAGCAGUCAGAAAUGAAAUGGAGGAAAGUGGUGGUUGUUAGUCUUUUGUUUGGCGAGAUCAUAAACGUCUUUAAAGUCAUCUAUUGAUCUAUUUUUAAAGUGGUCUUUUAAUUAGGAUUACACUGUUUUCAGCCAAAAACCUGUUUUCCUCCACCUCUGCUGGAAAUCAUCUUUUCUGGGUUUUUAAAAUGUUCUUGUGGCAUUUUUCUGACGAAGGAGAAAACAUGAAGAAAAUUAAGCUAAAAAGGGCUUUUCUGAGUAUUUACGUCUUUCAAAUUGUUGUGUAUCAGGAGCAGACAAAAAAAUGCAAUUUGAAAAGAAUAAGAAAUUAGCUUUGUUAUGUAGACAAUACGGGGGGGGGGUCAUGAGCUCCCUGCUCUGCUCCAUUCUCAUCUAGACUAGAUCCAUGCACGUCUGAAUCUAUGUCCUAUAAACCAUACUUUUGAUUUUGGCCAAAAACGGCAUAAUCAUAAUUAAAAGACCACUGACCACUCAAAAGAGUAUUUGAGUGCACCAUCAAUAAAGUAAUUGGUUUUAUGUCGGUUGGUGUUUUUGUUGUUCUUUUUGUCAGGGGGGAUUUCUGUCCAAAUAGUAAUCCUUUUUGACCCGAGUAAAAUAAUUUAAACCAAAGGAAAGAUUUUUUUUUCCCUUAAAACCUGAUUUUAUUUUAUUUCUAACCUCCACUCCUCAACAAAAGGCGUCAAAGUCUAUUUCCAUUAGACAAAUUACAUCAGAGAAAACCCGAACAUGUGCAAAGUAAAAAAAAAAAA